Messenger RNA from Zea mays, 1292 nucleotides. Its product is annotated as B3 domain-containing protein. NCBI's taxonomy places the organism in Eukaryota, Viridiplantae, Streptophyta, Magnoliopsida, Poales, Poaceae. The record is from RefSeq and is a predicted model, not a curated record. Gene Ontology annotation, molecular function: DNA binding. The transcript is spliced from 3 exons. Bases 445 to 939 code for a protein of 164 amino acids.
UGCAUGAUUGAGAUAUACUGCAAAUAUUGGGAGGCAUAUAAAAUGAGAAGAGACCUGUGGUCUAUUAGAAAAGGAGCUUUCUGUAUGCUGCGUUGUCAACAAAUAUGUCAGGUGUUGAUCCUUUAAGACCCACAGACAACUUUUGGAUCUGCCAGUAAGCAAAAAAAAAAAAGAUCAGAAAGAGUGUACGGCCGGUGAGCAAGCAUGGGCUGCAUGGCAUCGGUGUUGGCUAUCGGAAUGACAGGUGAAGGACUGAAACCCUGACGUGCAGGCCGGGCCAUUGGUUAGCCUGACCAAUCCUGGUAGGUGUCUGCCAUUUAUGAUGGCUGGGCUGGCUCUCGGAGCAACUCUCUCCAAUGAGGGCUUUCCGUCAUUGAUGCCGGUGCAGACCGUUUUUCUUCGCCUUGCUCUCAGCAGCUAGCUCUUUGAUCCCUGUUGGAUUGGAUGGAGGUCCGUGGCAGUGCACCCAGCAUGAAGCCAAAGGUGGAGCCGCCGUUGGAGGCUUCACACGACUGGGAGGUGACCCCGCUGUCCGGCGACAACCCCUUCUUCACCAGCGUCAUGCGCAAGAGCCAAGUCCAGAACCCCUUUCAGCUGGUCAUCCCGGUUCGCUUCCACCGCCACCUCCCGGAGGCGCGCGCGCCCGCGGUGCUCCUCUGCCGCGACCGGUCGUGGACGGUGAGCUACGCGGGCGUCGGCAAGUGGAAGAGGCUCCAGGGGGCGUGGAGGGACUUCGCCCGCGACAACGGGCUCCGCCUCGGGGACGCCUGCGUCUUCGAGCUCCUUGUGCCCAGUACUGAUGCAACCCAAGGAGACGGAGACGGCAGCAAGGAUCAGGGGGAGGUGGUGUUCCGUGUGCAGGUGCUCCGCGGCGGCCUGCCGGCUGAGAUCACCUCCCGGGGCGCCACCUCCGACGAUCCACUCGUCAUUGUGGACUAGAUCCAACUGCGGGGAGAGUAGUACGUAGUAGACUAGUAGUGGUGCAGUGCAGUCUGUAGAGGAGACGAGACGCUCAGGAGCUAGGUAGCAUCGUCGUUGUAUUUUGUUGUUGCCCCUGCUCUAGCUAGCUCGCUGGUCCUCGUGGAUCUUGUAGCCAGUUUCUUUCUUUCAGCUGCAGACCUUCCUCUUCCUGUGGACACGGUUGCUCCAUCACCAAGUGUGCUGAUGCUACCAGCUUUCUGCUGUGACAGUACAUAGUAGACGCUAUCACCAAGUGUGCUGAUGCUACCACAUUCCAGUAGACGCGGCAUGCUUGAAGAGAUGUGUUCAAUGAGCAUCAUCCUUUGUGUCCA